UUUGAAGCUUCAAGUGCAAAGUCAAGGGAUUUGCUGGCUCCUGUCCAUCUAGAAAGAAUUUUUGUCUUGUCCUCUGUUCUGUUGCGUUCUUUUCUGUUCGAGCGUCAUGGCUUCAAAGCGGAUUUUGAAGGAACUCAAGGAUUUGCAGAAAGAUCCACCCACUUCUUGCAGUGCUGGUCCUGUAGCUCAAGACAUGUUUCAUUGGCAAGCAACAAUCGUGGGCUCUUCCGAUAGCCCUUAUGUUGGAGGUGUAUUUUUAGUUACGAUUCAUUUUCCUCUGGACUACCCUUUCAAGCCUCCUAAGGUUGCAUUUAGAACCAAGGUCUUACAUCCAAACAUCAACAGCAACGAGAGCAUUUGUCUUGAUAUCCUAAAAGAACAAUGGAGCCCUGCACUAACCAUUUCCAAGGUCUGUCCUUACUCCUGCUAAUACCAUAGUUAAAAUAGUACAAUGUAUAAACAUUGUCAACAAAACUAACACUGGUGCAAAACAAGUUUUGCUCUCAAUCUGCUCCUUACUGACUGAUCCAAACCCCGACAACCCAC
This is a messenger RNA of Hibiscus syriacus, 546 nucleotides long. Its product is annotated as SUMO-conjugating enzyme UBC9-like. The record is from RefSeq and is a predicted model, not a curated record. Bases 107 to 430 code for a protein of 107 amino acids. Lineage: Eukaryota; Viridiplantae; Streptophyta; Magnoliopsida; Malvales; Malvaceae. The transcript has 4 exons.